ACCAUACUCUAAAUAUACGUGGCUUUUAAACUCGUCUGUCAAAAAAAGAUAGUUUUUGAUGACGUUUUAAAUUUCAUGCAGCCGUCAAGUCAAUCUUUCAAGUCUCUGUGCAAAACAUGGCAAACGUUUAUAACUCAAUUUUAGCACAAGCUACAGAAACUGUUGCUGAAAAGGCGAAAAAUGUCACUGAAAGAACUCCUGGUACCCCUGAAGGAAUGGCUGUAGCUUAUGGAAGUCUUGUGAUAAUGGCUUUAUUGCCCAUAUUCUUUGGUUCCUAUAGAUCUGUUGUCUACCAUAAGGAAAAUAAACCGGAGAAAAUGACGAAGAAAGAUGCAGCAAUAUUUCCAAUUAUGGCUUCAUGUGCCCUUUUUGCACUCUAUAUAGUCUUCAAAUUAUUUUCAAAGGAGUAUAUCAAUCUAUUAUUGACGGGAUACUUCUUUUUCCUAGGAGUCUUAGCCCUCACUCAUUUACUAAGCCCACUUGUCAGUAAAUUGGUACCAGCUGCAAUACCAAACAUUCCAUUCCAUAUAACAUUCAAACAAGGAGAAGGUGAAGCUGCUCAAUAUAUUAUCGACUACAGGUUUUCAACUUAUGAUGUAGUUUCUCUAGCUGCAUGCUCUCUUGUUGGGGCUUGGUACUUAGUUCAGAAACACUGGGUAGCAAAUAAUCUUUUUGGAUUGGCAUUCUCAAUAAAUGCUGUUGAAUUACUGCACCUCAACAAUGUUGUUACGGGCUGUAUUUUACUGUGUGGAUUGUUCUUCUACGAUAUUUUUUGGGUCUUUGGAACAGAUGUAAUGGUUACUGUAGCAAAAAGUUUUGAAGCACCUAUCAAACUUGUCUUCCCACAAGAUCUUCUCCAGAAUGGCAUGUCGGCAAAUAACUUUGCGAUGUUAGGAUUAGGCGACAUUGUUAUUCCUGGUAUUUUCAUUGCUCUUCUUUUGAGAUUCGAUCACAGCUUGAAGAGGCAAACCAAGACUUACUUUCAUGCUUCCGUUAUUGCUUAUUUUCUGGGAUUGAUGGCGACGAUUUUCGUUAUGCACGUAUUCAAACAUGCACAGCCUGCUCUUUUGUACUUAGUUCCUGCCUGCAUUGGAACACCACUUGGAUUAGCUCUUCUAAAAGGAGAUUUAACUGCAAUGUUCAAGUACGAAGAUUCAACUGAAGAGAAAACCGAAGAAAAGAAAAAUGAAGACAAGCAAACAAAGCAAGAGGCCAAGAAAGUUAAAUAAAUUUGUCAGAAAACAACAUAUUUGAAAUCUUCCAAGUUUUUUGAUGUCUUAAAUAAUUUUUUGCACAAAGACUGUGAAUCUAAAGUUCAUAUUCCACUUUGAGAAAAAAUAUAUAUUGGUUGUAUUUGUCUGAAAAAAUGUUCGGUGCAAAUCAUAUUGUUUUUAAAGUUAUUUAUGAUUAUGUUUUCUAUUAAAAUCCUUUUUUGUAAUGUU
This is a messenger RNA of Leptinotarsa decemlineata (Colorado potato beetle), 1442 nucleotides long. It is a transcript of the gene Spp, whose product is annotated as Signal peptide peptidase. Lineage: Eukaryota; Metazoa; Arthropoda; Insecta; Coleoptera; Chrysomelidae. Gene Ontology annotation, biological process: membrane protein proteolysis. Gene Ontology annotation, cellular component: membrane; lumenal side of endoplasmic reticulum membrane; cytoplasmic side of endoplasmic reticulum membrane. Gene Ontology annotation, molecular function: aspartic endopeptidase activity, intramembrane cleaving. The record is from RefSeq and is a predicted model, not a curated record.